GAGCAAAGCGGUCCCGGACCCACGGCGGCCACGCGGCGGGGACCCCCGGGCGCUCUAGGUCCGUCCCGAUCGGUUCUCGUGCGCCUCGAAGGUACUGGUGACCCCGGCCGGGGCAGGCCCCGGGACUCGACAACAUGGCUUCCCCGCCCCACCAGCAGCUGCUGCAUCACCACAGCACCGAGGUGAGCUGCGACUCCAGCGGGGACAGCAACAGCGUGCGCGUCAAGAUCAACCCCAAGCAGCUGUCCUCCAACAGCCACCCCAAGCACUGCAAAUACAGCAUCUCCUCUAGCUGCAGCAGCUCUGGGGACUCCGGGGGCGUCCCCCGGCGAGUGGGCGGCGGAGGCCGGCUGCGCAGGCAGAAGAAGCUGCCCCAGCUGUUCGAGAGGGCCUCCAGCCGCUGGUGGGACCCCAAGUUCGACUCGGUGAACCUGGAGGAGGCCUGCCUGGAGCGCUGCUUCCCGCAGACCCAGCGCCGGUUCCGGUAUGCGCUCUUCUACAUCGGCUUCGCCUGCCUUCUGUGGAGCAUCUAUUUUGCGGUCCACAUGAGAUCCAGACUGAUCGUCAUGGUCGCCCCCGCGCUGUGCUUCCUCCUGGUGUGUGUGGGCUUCUUUCUGUUUACCUUCACCAAGCUGUACGCCCGGCAUUACGCGUGGACCUCGCUGGCUCUCACCCUGCUGGUGUUCGCCCUGACCCUGGCUGCGCAGUUCCAGGUCUUGACGCCUGUCUCAGGACGCGGCGACAGCUCCAACCUUACGGCCACAGCCUGGCCCACAGAUACUUGCUUAUCUCAAGUGGGGAGCUUCUCCAUGUGCAUCGAAGUGCUCUUUUUGCUCUAUACCGUCAUGCACUUACCUUUGUACCUGAGCUUGUGUCUGGGGGUGGCCUACUCUGUCCUUUUCGAGACCUUUGGCUACCAUUUCCGGGAUGAAGCCUGCUUCCCCUCGCCCGGAGCCGGGGCCCUGCACUGGGAGCUGCUGAGCAGGGCGCUGCUCCACGGCUGCAUCCACGCCAUCGGGGUCCACCUGUUCGUCAUGUCCCAGGUGAGGUCCAGGAGCACCUUCCUCAAGGUAGGGCAAUCCAUUAUGCACGGGAAGGACCUGGAAGUGGAAAAAGCCCUCAAAGAGAGGAUGAUUCAUUCCGUGAUGCCAAGAAUCAUAGCCGAUGACUUAAUGAAGCAGGGAGAUGAGGAGAGUGAGAAUUCUGUCAAGAGGCAUGCCACCUCUAGCCCCAAGAACAGGAAGAAAAAGUCUUCCAUCCAGAAAGCUCCUAUAGCCUUCCGCCCUUUUAAGAUGCAGCAGAUCGAAGAAGUCAGUAUUUUAUUUGCAGAUAUCGUGGGCUUCACCAAGAUGAGUGCCAACAAGUCCGCCCACGCCCUGGUGGGUCUCCUGAACGAUCUGUUCGGUCGCUUCGACCGCCUGUGUGAGGAGACCAAGUGUGAGAAAAUCAGCACUCUGGGAGACUGUUACUACUGCGUGGCGGGCUGUCCCGAGCCCCGGGCCGACCAUGCCUACUGCUGCAUCGAGAUGGGCCUGGGCAUGAUCAAGGCCAUCGAGCAGUUCUGCCAGGAGAAGAAGGAGAUGGUGAACAUGAGAGUCGGGGUGCACACGGGCACCGUCCUUUGCGGCAUCCUGGGCAUGAGGAGGUUUAAAUUUGACGUGUGGUCCAACGAUGUGAACCUGGCCAAUCUCAUGGAGCAGCUGGGAGUGGCCGGCAAAGUUCACAUUUCUGAGGCCACCGCAAAAUACUUAGAUGACCGGUACGAAAUGGAAGAUGGGAAAGUUAUUGAACGGCUGGGCCAGAGCGUGGUUGCUGACCAGUUGAAAGGUUUGAAGACAUACCUGAUAUCGGGUCAGAGAGCCAAGGAGUCUCGCUGCAGCUGUGCAGAGGCCUUGCUUUCUGGCUUUGAGGUCAUUGACGGCUCACAGGUGUCCUCAGGCCCUAGGGGACAGGGGACAGCGUCAUCAGGGAAUGUCAGUGACUUGGCGCAGACUGUCAAAACCUUUGAUAACCUUAAGACCUGCCCUUCGUGCGGAAUCACAUUUGCUCCCAAAUCUGAAGCCGGCGCCGAGGGAGGAGCACCUCAAAACGGCUGCCAAGACGAGCAUAAAAACAGCACCAAGGUAACAAGCUCAUGGCUGUUGUUCCUGUCAGUUCCUCUCCUGGCGCAUCCACCCAAGGCUUCUGGAGGACCUAAUCCCAAAACUCAGAACGGGCUCCUGAGCCCUCCCCAAGAGGAGAAGCUCACCAACAGUCAGACUUCUCUGUGUGAGAUCUUGCAGGAGAAGGGAAGGUGGGCAGGGGUGAGCCUGGACCAGUCGGCUCUCCUUCCGCUGAGGUUCAAGAACAUCCGGGAGAAAACGGACGCCCACUUUGUGGACGUUAUCAAAGAAGACAGCCUGAUGAAAGAUUACUUUUUUAAGCCGCCCAUUAAUCAGUUCAGCCUGAACUUCCUGGAUCAGGGGCUGGAGCGAUCCUACAGGACCAGCUAUCAGGAAGAGGUCAUAAAGAACUCCCCCGUGAAGACGUUUGCUAGUCCCACCUUCAGCUCCCUCCUGGAUGUGUUUCUGUCGACCACAGUGUUUCUGACGCUGUCCACCACCUGCUUCCUGAAGUACGAGGCAGCCACCGUGCCUCCCCCGCCCGCCGCCCUGGCGGUCUUCAGUGCAGCCCUGCUGCUGGAGGUGCUGUCCCUCGCGGUGUCCAUCAGGAUGGUGUUCUUCCUGGAGGACGUCAUGGCCUGCACCAAGCGCCUGCUGGAGUGGAUCGCCGGCUGGCUACCACGUCACUGCAUCGGGGCCAUCCUGGUGUCGCUCCCCGCACUGGCCGUCUACUCCCAUGUUACCUCUGAAUAUGAGACCAACAUACACUUCCCAGUGUUCACAGGCUCGGCCGCGCUGAUUGCCGUCGUGCACUACUGUAACUUCUGCCAGCUCAGCUCCUGGAUGAGGUCCUCCCUUGCCACCGUUGUGGGGGCCGGGCCGCUGCUUCUGCUCUACGUCUCCCUGUGCCCAGACAGUUCUGUAUUAACUUCGCCCCUUGACGCAGUACAGAAUUUCAGUUCCGAGAGGAACCCGUGCAAUAGCUCGGUGCCGCGUGACCUCCGGCGGCCGGCCAGCCUCAUCGGCCAGGAGGUGGUUCUCGUCUUCUUUCUCCUGCUCUUGUUGGUCUGGUUCCUGAAUCGCGAAUUUGAAGUCAGCUACCGCCUCCACUACCACGGAGACGUGGAAGCGGAUCUUCACCGCACCAAGAUCCAGAGCAUGCGGGACCAGGCAGACUGGCUGCUGAGGAACAUCAUCCCCUACCACGUGGCUGAGCAGCUGAAGGUGUCCCAGACCUACUCCAAGAACCACGACAGCGGAGGGGUGAUCUUCGCCAGCAUCGUCAACUUCAGCGAGUUCUACGAGGAGAACUACGAGGGCGGCAAGGAGUGCUACCGGGUCCUCAACGAGCUCAUCGGGGACUUUGACGAGCUCCUAAGCAAGCCGGACUACAGCAGCAUCGAGAAGAUCAAGACCAUCGGAGCCACGUACAUGGCGGCGUCAGGGCUGAACACCGCGCAGGCCCAGGACGGCAGCCACCCGCAGGAGCACCUGCAGAUCCUGUUCGAGUUUGCCAAGGAGAUGAUGCGCGUGGUGGACGACUUCAACAACAACAUGCUGUGGUUCAACUUCAAGCUCCGCGUCGGCUUCAACCAUGGGCCCCUCACGGCCGGGGUCAUCGGCACCACCAAGCUGCUGUAUGACAUCUGGGGAGACACCGUCAACAUCGCCAGCAGGAUGGACACCACUGGCGUGGAGUGCCGCAUCCAGGUGAGCGAAGAGAGCUACCGCGUCUUGAGCAAGAUGGGCUAUGACUUCGACUACAGAGGGACCGUGAAUGUCAAGGGGAAAGGCCAGAUGAAGACCUACCUGUACCCAAAGUGCACGGAUCACGGGGUCAUCCCACAGCACCAGCUGUCCAUCUCCCCAGACAUCCGCGUCCAGGUGGAUGGCAGCAUCGGACGGUCUCCCACAGACGAGAUUGCCAACCUGGUGCCUUCUGUCCAGUAUGUGGACAAGACAUCUCUGGGUUCUGACAGCAGCACGCAGGCCAAGGAUGCCCACCUGUCCCCCAAGAGACCGUGGAAGGAGCCCGUCAAAGCCGAAGAAAGGGGUCAAUUUGGCAAAGCCAUAGAGAAAUACGACUGUGAUGAAACAGGAAUAGAAGAAGCCAACGAACUCACCAAGCUCAACGUUUCAAAGAGUGUGUGAGGCGGCGCCCACCCGCUGCCCGAGGUGCUCUGUUUGUCGAAACACAAUAAUAUUUGUAUUUGGCUGUUGUGCUUUCCAAGUGCCACAGUUGCCCUCCCUGGACGUGGUGUUAUGUGGUCAUUUCAGCCCUAACUUCUGUGUGGAUCACAGUUAUUCAGGGUUCGUUUUCAUCCAUUCUUCCCUUUCGCUCCCUUCCCUGGAAACCCCGCUGCCUCUGGGUCAUCCGUUCAGCACGUGGUGGAGAACAAGUGCCUUCAGGGCUGGCCUCGGCCUCGAGUCUCGGGACAGAGGCCGCCAGUGGAGAUCAUGGCUUUGGGUAUUAUUUGACUUUUAGAACAAAAGCUGUGGUUAAGAUCUCAUUUUUAUUGCUUUUUCCCACGUCCCACGAGACACUAUUUUCGGUUUUCUGGCUAAUACCCUGUUUUUGAGCUUAUUUUGUUUCUGUCUAUGUCACAAUGUUCCCCUGCGACCCGACCUCUCUAUGUAAGCACACAUGCGCACACACACUUGCAUUCAUGAAUCUGAUAUAAAGUGCCAGUAAUCCACCAAGAGGGGGUGCGAAGGGGGCAUGUCACAACAGCUCCGCCACCCCCCAUUGCCCACCCGCACUUUCCCGAGCACCACGCCCCGUGGUCUGUGGGUGAGCCGCGCUCCCUGCACUGAGCGGGUUUAGGGGCUCCCCCACAUGCAUGCAGGCCAAGACAGCAAAUGCCAGCCGGGCACGACGCCCGUGUGCCCAGGCCUCGGGGGUCUCAGAGCCGCCUCUCACCCCCGACCCUCCACCCAGGGGUCUUCCCGUCGGGAGUGGAGGCGUUGGUCCUGGAAGCUGACUCAUCGGAGAGGGAAACACCAAAUAAACAUCCGAGGUUGCGUUUAUUUAUUUAUUUAUUUACCCGGAAGCAUGUGCGCUCCCGGGAGGGGUGCUGGGUCCUCAGGGUGGGGGGACAUAGCCACAGGGGAGGGCAGUUCCCAGGAAGGUAACCAGAUGUCUCUUUUGUGUUUUGGCCACCUGGGGCCGCCCCCAACCUCCCCACCCCAAGAGGGGUCUGAGUGGGACCUCAAAGCAUGGCCAGUGCAAUUCUGAGGCUAGGGGAAUAGAAGAAGCCCACCAGCUGCCCCUGCCACCCACGGGGGCUCCUCCCUGCCGGGGUCCAGCUCAGAACCACGGGGGUCUGGGCCGGCAGCACCGGUGCCAUCUUGGCUUCCACAAAUUCGAGAAGUUUCUUGGCUGCCUCCCGCUCUCAGAUGGCACAGGGCCUAUCUGUGGCAGGAUUUAAUCUGGGGAGCAAAUUCCAGCUCUGAGAUGGAGUUCUCACACCGUAUCUAGGGACAGAGGCAUCUGGAUGCAAACGCGGGAUUUGUCAGGGGCAGAAUCCCGAGGGUGGUAUGGGAGACCCAGGGGAGCUCCCUCCGGGCAGUUGGCUGCUGGUCCUGUCUGAUUAUGUUUUGCCAUAUUGAGUCUGAAGAUUGUGUGGAAGUGAACUCGCCCGAGUUGUCCGGUCGGAGUUGUAGCCACUCUUUCAGGGGACCCCGGGACGCCGAUGAGGCCCAGGGUGCACUCCUUGUCAGUCUUGCCCGAUGUCCCUGUGCGUUUUGCUUUCCGCUGUCAAAUCUCACUGUCUCGUUCUCACACCGCAUCAAGUCCCCAUCAUCACUCCUCCUCCCCAAAGACAUACAGAUUGCCCUCCCCAGCAUGAAGAAGUCACAAUUCUGACCCGCCACCUCUCCGGGGGCGGUGCCUGGGAUGGCCACCCAUCAGGACAGCCAGGGCCGGGGUCCCGGCGUCCUGAGGGUCCAGGGCACCUCCCCCCAUUAGCUGUAAGGUUUCCCGUCAGGUGUGACUGUCAGUUUGCUGGUCUUCCAAUACCGAAGAAAGGGUGGUUGUGACAAUACCUCUUGCUUCUAAAGAAUGUAUUAUAAAACACCGCAGAUUUUUUUUUCCUUAAAAAACACUACCUGAUGCUUUCCUUGUUCGUGGGGAUUGUGGUCACAUGAAGCUCUUUCUGCAUCAGUAUUAAGGUGUAUAUUUGAAUGUCCUCCCCUCCCCUUUCCCCUCCAGGCUGUGUAGCUUUGAGGGGCUGGGCGUUUGCUCACGUCCUUGCUGUCUCGCUCAGAACAUGCUCCGCAAAGUUCUCCGCACACACUUCUUCCCCAUCAAGCCCGUUUCCUUCCCCAACCACAAAGGUGUUUGUGAUUCCUCACCCCGGGAAACCAAGGAGCUGCAAAGUGGAGUCUGGUUCAUUCCCGUGAAGACUCACCCAGAGCUUAACGUUGUCUUUCAAACACCCUGAGCCUUCCUAAACAGCCAGUGCAGACAUUCUCUCUGGGCCACGAAGCCCCUCGGGUCCUCCCCAUCCCCUGCUCCGACGCAUACCUCAGUGCAGAACCACAGAAUCUCUGCAGCAGAAACGCCGUGCAUCUCUUGUCUGUUGGCAGCGAGCACAUCGUGCUGGAGACACGAGUUUCUAAGCAGCUGGCACGAGGGCUGCUGACGGCAUGGGUCGUGCUUCAGGGUGGCAAUACCUCUUAGGAACUUAGGGCAGGAAGCAAUACUUCAGCAUUGAAUGUGUGUAAAUAGUUGCUUUGAGUUGCAAUUGCUAUUUUCUUCUCAGUCCCAGCUCAGAUCGAAUUAUAUAUCCAUAUAUAUAUAUAUAUAUAUAUAUAUAUAUAUAUAUACCAUAUAUAUAUGGUAAACAAGCACACACAAUUUUAUCCAAUGCAAACAAAUGUAGAGCAUCAGUUACAAAAUCCUCGAAUAGCUUGAGAGCCCCACAGGCUCUGCCACACCCGUGACUUCAUCCACACUGACGUCACCCGCAGGGGCUCCCCCUGCACAUUUGCACACGAUCCGGAGAGCCGAAGGCCGCGUGCUUCCUGUCACAUGGGCUGUAAUCAUUUGUAGUUUCCAAAGACACGUCUGCAUUUGAAUUUCUAGAUUUUCGAGGUAAGGAGUUUUUUUUAAUUGGUUGUUUGGAAAAUCACAUCAUGCCUAGAAUCUGAAAUUGAAUUAGCAAGAACCGACUGUUUGCAUUUUCCAUAUUUCCUUUUAUCUGCUCUUUUUAAAUUGUUAAUUCUAAUAAUUUCAAAAUGCAUUCACUGAAGAAAUGGACAUUAAAAUAUUCUAAAAUUUAAAUAUAUGA
This is a messenger RNA of Gorilla gorilla gorilla (western lowland gorilla), 7393 nucleotides long. It is a transcript of the gene ADCY9, whose product is annotated as adenylate cyclase 9. Lineage: Eukaryota; Metazoa; Chordata; Mammalia; Primates; Hominidae. Gene Ontology annotation, cellular component: plasma membrane. The record is from RefSeq and is a predicted model, not a curated record. Gene Ontology annotation, molecular function: adenylate cyclase activity. The transcript is spliced from 11 exons. Gene Ontology annotation, biological process: adenylate cyclase-activating G protein-coupled receptor signaling pathway; cyclic nucleotide biosynthetic process; intracellular signal transduction. Bases 135 to 4253 code for a protein of 1372 amino acids.